Messenger RNA from Schistosoma curassoni, 5279 nucleotides. The record is from the annotation of a GenBank genome assembly. NCBI's taxonomy places the organism in Eukaryota, Metazoa, Platyhelminthes, Trematoda, Strigeidida, Schistosomatidae.
CGAGUACUCCGUAAUUUGAUAUCCACCGAUCAAGGAAUACGGCUUCAACUGUCUCUGCGGAUGUGUCUGUGAUAGGGCAUGCUGUCGCUCAUCUUGUAAACCUGUCCACUGCGGUAAGAGUAUGCGUGAAAGAGUUUGAUGGUGGCAGGGGACCAACUAUGUCUAGAUGAAUAUGUUGAAAGCGUUUAUCAGGCAAUGGAAACUUCCCAAGAGGACUAACUGUGUGUCUUUGAACUUUGCUGCGUUGGCAUCGUAAACAAUUUCUGGUCCAUUGCUUUAUAUUUACGUUCAUUUUUGGCCAAACAAAUCUUUCCGCGAUCAGUCUCACAGUUACCUUAGCCAAAAGACCUGUUGCUAAAAGUGGAAAAUAUACUUUAACAGCGGCUAAUAAAACUGAAGUAAAGACAUUUAGUGAACAACUCCUGACAUUAGAUUUGGUAAUAAAACGUUUAAACUGGGUGUUUAUUAUCGCUGAUGUCCGUCACCCUAUAUUAGGUGCAGACUUCCUAAGCUCCUACAACCUACUAGUUGAUGUUAAAAAAAGAAAACUUGUCGUUUCUUGCACAAAACUUCAAGUUCCUGGAAUUCAGUCGGACUGUCAUAUACAUAGUAUUAAAAUAGACACUCCAGCAAACGAUAUAUUCGCCUAUAUUUUAUCUAAAUUUCCCAAGAUAACGAAUCCGGACUAUGGUGAAAACACCAUCCAACAUUCCAUAGUACAUCGAAUCAUCACAAAAUGCCAACCAGUUUCGGCAUGUCCACACCGAUUACCACCGGACAAGCUUACUGUUGUAGAAGCUGAAUUUGAGCACAUGAUACAACUUGGGAUAAUACGUCCGUCAAGUAGCCCCUGGGCAUCCCCACUCCACAUGGUACGUAAGCGAGAUCAGGGUUGGCGACCCUGUGGUGAUUAUCGGUCAUUGAAUAACUUGACGUUACCUGAUUGUUACCCCAUUCGCUUACCUUACACGGCAAACAACUUUUUUCUAAAAUCGGUCUUGUGAGAGCGUACCAUCAGAUUCCAGUAGCAUCCGAGGAUAUAGUAAAAACAGCCAUUAUUAAUCCAUUUGGUUUGUUUGAAUUUCUGAGAAUGUCAUUUGGAUUAAAGAAUGCUGCACAGACUUUUCAACGAUUUAUGGAUGGUCACUAAAGGUCUAAAUUUUGUUUUCGUGUAUAUUGACGAAAUAUUAAUAGCUAGCAGUUUGUUUCACGACUUCGGUUGCUUGGAUAUGUUCUACGAAUGUCGUCCCAGAGAAUUCCACGUCGUGCACUAUUUGCCGACGCUGGGACUGGUUGGAAAAGCUAUGUGGUCAGUGUAUGAUAUGGUGUCGUGUUAUGAAAGAAAGCUGCAAAGGGCUGGCUUCUGUUUGUCCUUCUCGGCUCCCUGGCUGGGUUCCGAGAGAUGGUGCAACACAGUGGCUAGAGACAUCAGAUAUGGCUCAGAAUAGAAGCCAGUGGCGAUCCUGCUGUAAGCUUCUUUUACUUUUUUCAUAAAAUGUAGUUGUACCUUCCUUAACUGAAUGAAUUCUUCUGGUUGUACCCUUCCGUUUCCCCCACUAUUAUUAUUAUUAUUAAUAUAACACUACCACACACUAAUCUGUGGUCGUUAUUGUUCUUUUUUUCUUAUACGCACCUUACAUUCUUUUUCUCUUCCCAUUCUCAUUGUUUUUUGUGGCGCAUAUAUAUCUGGUGCCCCCUUGUACCAGUAUCUAUGUGUUCAUAUAAAUGAAUAAAUAAUAUCAACUAUUCGAAAGAUUUCAGAGAUAUGGUAUGGUCAUUAAUCCAUCCAAAUGCAUUUUUGGAGUCGAGAGUUAAGAGUUCUUAGGUCACUCGAUUGACAAACGUGGAAUCAAACCGUUAGACACAAAAACUGCAACCAUCAAAAGUUUCCCAGAACCAGAUUCAUGGAAUAAACUCCGACGUUUCUUGGGAAUGAUUAAUUUUCAUCAUCGGUUUAUUCCGCACUGCUCAGCCAUUCUACAACCUUUAACGGAAAUGUUAAAAGGCAGUUAAAAAGUUCACAUUAUCCUCCGAAGCGAAAGAUGCCUUCCCUGCAGCUAAAACAGGAAUUGCUUCUACUACUAGGCUGACCUAAGUCCUGACCCGGAAGCAACACUAAUUCUGUUUACAGACGCAUCCCAGGCAGCAGUAGGGGCGGUACUACAACAGCGAGUAAAUAAUGGAGUCAAACUACUUGCUUUCUUUUCAAAGAAGCUAAAACCAACUCAAACUCGAUAUAGUAUUUUUGGUAGAGAAUUAUUGGCCAUUUAUCUAGUUGUUAGACAUUUUAAACACUUACUGUAAGGUAGAGAUUUCGUGAUACUCAUUGAUCACAAACCUUGAACUUACGCCUUUAACGCUAAAAUCGAUUGUAAUUCACCUAGAGACAUUCGGCAACUAGAUUAUAUUUCCCAAUUUUCGACCAAUACACAGUUUAUAAAAGGUAACUCAAAUGUUGUUGCAGAUACAAUACCAUGUUUCAACGUCGAUGCAAUUUGCUUCACCAACGGAAUCGAUUUAUUAGACAUUGCACGUUUACAGACGGAUGAUUCUGAUCUUGCUGCCUGUAAGCAAAGUCCGAGUCUGGUGUUAAAGUGUCCCAAUACCACAUUCCGACUCAACUAUAUUUUGUGGUACUUCGACUGGAACACACGGAACAUUUCUGUCAAUAGUGUACAGAAAAACAGGUUUUGAUUGUCUCCACUCAUUAUCUCAUCCAGGAAUCCGUGCUACUGUGAGACUGAACGCGGAAAGAUUUGUUUGGCCAAAAAUGAACGUAAAUAUAAAGCAAUGGACCAGAAAUUGUUUACGAUGCCAACGCAGCAAAGUUCAAAGACACACAGUUAGUCCUCUUGGGAAGUUUCCAUUGCCUGAUAAACGCUUUCAACAUAUUCAUCUAGACAUAGUUGGUCCCCUGCCACCAUCAAACUCUUUCACGCAUACUCUUACCGCAGUGGACAGGUUUACAAGAUGAGCGACAGCAUGCCCUAUCACAGACACAUCCGCAGAGACAGUUGAAGCCGUAUUCCUUGAUCGGUGGAUAUCAAAUUACGGAGUACUCGCAAUCGUUACUACAUACCGUGGUCCCCAGUUUCAAUCCAUCCUAUUCCAGGGUUUUACCAAGCCUGGCACUUGAACCGGGUUGGUUGAUACGAAGGAUUCAACUAGUUGUGUUUGUAAACCCUGUUUCCAAACAAAUGGCGUAUGAACUAACCAUUGGUCACUGGCUAUCAUGGGGCUGCGUCUCUUGAAGUUGCUCUACUGCCUUGUGGAUCAAAUCUUUAGGUCAAAGGCUUCUGGUGUGACCCCUUAAGGUCACCUGCUUCGGUUUGGUUACCCUAACAGUCUCACAGUUCACACACAAAUGAAGUGAUCUUUGUGGCGCAUAUGUAUUUUAUUUCUCUGUGUACUGGUAUUUGUGUUCAAUUAGAUAAAUGCUUCAGUUUUUUCACGAAAUUCCAAACAUCCUCGUGAUCGAAUUGCACACCAAUUACUCACUAGGCAAGAAGUGGGUUAAAACCUACCUUUAUUUAGUUAUUAAAGUUCUCAUUAUUUGCAAGAAUGACAAAAUUGAAAGAUUCAGUGAAGUUUCUACUUUUAAAAUGAGAAUGGGAAAAUAGAAAGCAAGUAGGAUCGAUGCGUAUGUAACCAUGUGGCAUGAUUUGUAUAUCUGUAGAAUUAACCAAAAAGCCUUCAAUAGUUAAAUCACAGUAUUCAUCAGUAAGAGUACAAAGCAAUCUGCUCUACCCGAUAUCCUAAUCCCAACUCAAGUUUAACACACAUAACGAGUGGUCAAACAAACAUGUAUGUGAAGCAAGUGUACUUGUGAGGUCGAAUAGUAUGUUAGACAUAAGGCCAACUUCCAGAUCCAUGUUUUGUCGGAUACAUGGAGUUAUUAUACCAUGAGGACAUCCCUAUCGAUCUAAUAACAGAGCAACUUAUUGGAUGUAAAUGUGAAAAUAUCUGCCGCCUAGAAGACAAUUGCACUUGUUUAUCGAAAUCUGGAAUGUCAUAUGAUAUGAAUGGUUUACUGACUAAUUUUAUGAAUCCAAUUUUUGAAUGCAACAGUGAAUGUGUUUGUAGUCAAUCAUGCACUAAUCGAGUCGUCCAAAGAUAUUUAAACGAUGCUGAGUUUACAUUUGAGUCUGAGUACCAUACGAAAACUUAUGUAACUAAUCAUCCGGUUAUGGGUAGAGGUUUAAAAGCAGCUUGUGAAAUCCAACGUGGGGAACUCGUUUGUGUUUAUUUGGGUGAAGUAAUUCCAUAUAAAGAAGCUUGCCUAAGAGAAGCCCUUCAGCUUGCAUGUUAUGGUCGCAAUUUUAUCAUGAUAAUGCGUGAGUAUAGUGACCAUCAUCUUGUGUCAGAGACAUGUGUUGACGGGAAUUCCGAAUCGUGGGGUUCAGUGAAGUCGAAAGCACGCCUAAUUAACCAUUCUUGUACACCUAAUCUAACAGUAGUUCCUGUUCGAGUUGAUAGUUUCAUUCCCUAUUUAGCAUUAUUUGCUAACAAAGUUAUCUUUGAAGGUACACAACUGUCAUAUGAUUAUGCUCAGUCUGUGCCCAGCGACAAAAUACGAUUAUCCAACACGCUUUGUUUAUGCAGCUCGGACUCCUGUCGAGUAUACAUGCCUGGAGUAUAAGUAUAGUUCAUUUAGAAGAAAUCGAAGUGUCUCAAAUCAUUUCAAAAGCAUGCAGUUGUCAAAAAUAUCUUGGUGGUUAUUGAAUAUAUUGUGAGUUAGUACGUGGAUAUUUAUGCAUAAAGUCAUCGUUCGCAUGAUUGUACGAAUUAGCUUUGAUCAUCGGACUUGCGGAAUAAUACUUUUGUUAUUCAAGGCUACUUGUUCACAAAAUCAUGAUAUUAAUAUAGAUGGAUCGUGUGUUUUUCUUGUUAGGAUUGGAUAAAACUCGAUAUAAUACUGUAAUUCAAUGGUAUUUGUACAGAAUAACAUUCUUUUGUACUAAUUUAGUAUGAUAUUCUUUCAGUAUGAUACUUAGCAUUCUUUUGCAUUAGUUUACUGUAACAUUUGCAAAGCUUGUCUGUUUGCAUAAUUCCACUUUUUAUUCCUACUGUUUCAAUAUUGAUUUUUGUUGAUGAUUUGUCAGAUGUCAGUAAAAUAUGUUGAUAAAUGUAUAUAUUUGGUUAGUGAGGGAUUCUUUUAAACAAAAUACUCAUUUGUUAUAAUUCAAUCUUUAUCUCCUUUCUCGUAUUGUUAACACAUCUUAGUGUUUCUCCUUGUCUCAAGUACCAGUUUUCUGCGGUUGUAUCAACUAGCAACGGUG